AUGCCUACAAACAAAGACCUAGCCGGCAAAGUCGCAAUAAGCUCCAGCCGCGGCAUCGGCGCCGCAAUAGCCCUCAAAUUCGCCCAACGCGGAGCAGACAUCGCCAUAAACUACGUCUCUAAUGCCACAGCAGCCAAGUCUGUCGUCAAGGAAAUCCGUGCUCUAGGCGUGCGCGCCCUCGCCUUCAAAGCCGACGUCUCAAAGGAAGAAGAGGUGAAAACCAUGUUCGAGACUGUGCAUCGCGAAUUCGGUCGCAUCGACAUCGCAGUCAGUAACUCGGGUAUCGAGCAUUUCGGUGAUCUGUCCGAGGUUACGGGAAGCGAUAUUGAUGCCGUCUUUGCGGUUAAUGUUAAGGGACAAUAUUUCGUUGCCCAGCAGGCUUAUCGUUUCAUGGAGGAUUACGGGCGCAUUAUGUUGACUUCGUCGAUUUCGGCUGUUAAGGGCGUCCCUCGUCAUGCUGUCUACGCAGCAUCUAAAGCGGCUGUACAGGGUAUGACCAAGUGUCUUGCGAUGGACUUUGGUCCGCGAAAUAUCACUGUCAACUGCAUUGCUGCUGGCGGUGUUAAGACUGAUAUGUAUGCUGAAAUGUCGGCGAAGUAUAUCCCCGGUGGCGAUAAGAUGAAUCCGCAGCAGAUCGAUGAGGCUUUGAGCAAGUGGUCGCCGCUGGGUCGGCCUGGAGAAGUUGAAGAUGUUGCUGGAGUUGCGUCUUUGAUUGCUAGUCCUGAGUCGCAGUGGUUGACUGGACAGACUUGGCAGGUCUCUGGUGGUGCUUAUAUGGCGUAG
Molecule: messenger RNA, 783 nt
Organism: Penicillium vulpinum
Lineage: Eukaryota; Fungi; Ascomycota; Eurotiomycetes; Eurotiales; Aspergillaceae
Product: Short-chain dehydrogenase/reductase SDR
Exons: 3
Coding region: 1-783 (260 amino acids)
Molecular function (GO): oxidoreductase activity
Source: RefSeq, a predicted model, not a curated record